Messenger RNA from Phytophthora infestans T30-4, 583 nucleotides. RefSeq lists its product as uncharacterized. The transcript is spliced from 3 exons. Lineage: Eukaryota; Oomycota; Peronosporomycetes; Peronosporales; Peronosporaceae. The record is from RefSeq and is a predicted model, not a curated record. Bases 20 to 583 code for a protein of 187 amino acids.
CGUUAACCAAAACACACAAAUGGACGCAACUGGGAAGACGCUGAGGACGGCAAGCAGCGCCGUCGGGGGAUCAGUCGCCUCAGUUCCCAGCUCACAGUCUCUCCUAAGUGCACACAAUAGUGCCAGCAACGUUCUUGCAGUGGACAACGCAGCAGUAAGCGCUGGGAACGUGACGGCGGUCUCGGGCCCCGUGACACUCUCGACGCUGCAGGAAGCCGCCAAGGCGCAGAAGGAGUGGGCCAAGUACGUCGCGUUCGACGAAGACGGCGGGAUCCUGUUCAGCAACGUCAAGCCGCUGGAUGGGGAGGUGGCCGGCUUCUUGAAGCUCUUUAACAAGCGUGAGGACACAAUGGCGUCGGGUAUUGUGCUGCUGGGUGAGCAAUACGAUGUCCAUCGAUUUCACCCGCCACUAGUUUACGGGCGUCGCGGGGACCCGUCGGUGGAGGAGGGAGAAGGUAUCGCAGUCUGCAAAGUGCAGCAAGGCAGUCGCACCCUCUACUGCCUCAUCACGUACGUGUAUCCGACGCUCUCGGCGCGUGCUGUACCGCAGCUCAAGGAGUUCUGCGAAAAGCAGUGUAAGUAG